AUGCCAGCGAUGCCAGAUGAGAAGGAAGAUGAAGAGGAGAUUGAGAAUGUGGAAGUGAAUGGAAAUGAGGCGGCUGAUGAGAAGAAGAAAAAGAAAAAGAAGAAAAAGAAGCCCAAGCAAGGAGAAACCGAGGAUGGGGAGGAGGAGGUCGAUGCCGAGACCAGAGAAACGGAGAAGGCGGAGACGAAAGAGGAGGAAGAGGAGAAUGCAGGAAGUCCUGAAAAAAAUGCGAAGAAGAAAAAGAAGAAGCCUGCUGAUGGAUACCCACAGGCUGACGAGGGCAACGACGAGGAUGACGGCGAGGCUUUCUGGAGAUGGAGAUGGAAGAAUUACAGUAGCAACUUGUGUCCGUCAGACAGGGGAACGGGACCUGGCAGAAAGUAG
This is a messenger RNA of Durusdinium trenchii, 384 nucleotides long. The record is from the annotation of a GenBank genome assembly. Lineage: Eukaryota; Dinophyceae; Suessiales; Symbiodiniaceae.